Drosophila eugracilis is the source of this 7936-nucleotide messenger RNA. RefSeq names its product histone-lysine N-methyltransferase EHMT2 (gene G9a). Gene Ontology annotation, molecular function: histone methyltransferase activity; p53 binding; zinc ion binding. Gene Ontology annotation, cellular component: nucleus. The transcript is spliced from 10 exons. Lineage: Eukaryota; Metazoa; Arthropoda; Insecta; Diptera; Drosophilidae. The record is from RefSeq and is a predicted model, not a curated record. The coding region runs from base 919 to 5973 and encodes 1684 amino acids.
ACUGUGUGUUAUUGUGCUCUACGCGGUGUGUGCGAGUGUGCGUGUGCGUGCGUCUCCAACACAGUAGUGUGUCUGUGCGUGUGCUUUUCUUUAUAUAUUUUUUAAUAAUAAUUCUUCUGAACUUGCCUCUUCUUCGGAAGUAGCCCUUAAAAAGAAGCCAUAGAAAUUAAAAGCAGUUGCAUUGAGAUUCGUCGCAGAAUUGGGCAUGAAAAAAUAAGCUUAAUAAUUCCAAAAUCAAAAAAAGUGACUGCAGCAGCAACCAAAACGCAGCAGCAGCGACGUCGGCAGUGUAACAACAACAAUCUAGGUGGUGAAGAGAGAAAGAGAGAGAGAGCAAUAUUCGACAGCAUGUGAGCUAAUCAGCAAAGCAGCGAUUUCUACAAACAUUUUCUGCUUCUUAAGGCCACCAAAAAAAAAGAAGUGCUAGUAAUUAUUAAUAAUUUAGUUUAUGAUUUAUUUAAGUGACGUCGCGUGUUUUUGCCUGCACAAAAAUAAAAAAAAAUAAAAAAUAAAGGGAGAGAAGAAAAAACAGUUAACUGUGGCCACCAAAAAGCGCAGUCGACGUCGCUGCCGGCAGAGGCGGAGAGAAGAAGAAACAGAAUAGGAAGAAGAAGAAAAGAUUGAGAAGCUCCAAAUUUUAUAUUAAAUCAUUCGUUAUUAUAUUUUGUUUGUUUUGCUAAACCAUAAAAUCUGUGUAAAAUAAUUAAAAGUUCAAGAGAACAAAAAAGCAAAACGCUGCUGCUGCGCUGCCACUGCGACAGCAAUCUUAUCGCCAACAAAAAUUAUAUUCCAGAGCCCCCAAAUUGAUGAGGGUUUCUUUUUUGGUCUAACCAUGGAAUAUUGAUUCUUAUUCUGAAAAACAAGAAAUAUUAAGAGCGAAUUGAAACGAAGUGAAAACUUCAGUGGAAAACAGGAAAAAUGACCGACUUUGUGGAAUUGAUGAACAGUAUGUCCAGUACCUUCAAUAGCGACUGUGCCACUUCGACGGCGGAGGGCGGUACGCUGUUGAAUAUGGACUUGGCGGAGGACAAAACCCUCAAAUGGCGCAAUUUGGCCAAUAACCAGUUUGCCUGCAAGGACAAGAAGCACAAAGACAAGGAGGAUGAGCGCAAGGAGGCCAGGAAUCUGGAGGAAAUUGAGGAUAUUAAAGGAUAUUUGGCGGAUGUUGUGGAUGCCGCUGCUGUGAAGUUGGAAGAGGAAGCAGCAGCAGAAGCAGCUACGCAGGCAGCGCAGAGUGCUGAAAAAGCUGAAGAAAACGCAGAAAAACAAAAAGAAGAAGAAGAAGUAGCUAAAGAGGAAGUGGCACAAGAGAAGGAAGAAGAGGAAAAAGCCUUGGAAAAGGAAGCAAAGGAGAAGGAAAAUGUGGAAGAGGCACCAGCAGCAGUAGCCAUAACGGUAAAAGUGGAAAGCAGCGAGCAGGCAGAAAAAAGUGCAACAGAAGUCGCGGCAGCGGCAGUGACGUCUGAAGAGGGCGGCCAGAGUGAACGCAUCAAGACUGAGCAGCGUAAAAAAGAGGCGGCAGCGCAGCAAGAAGAAGUAGCACCGGAGACAGCAGCAGCAGAAAAACAGGAAGCAAGUGCAGAAUUAGCAACAACCACAAUAACAAAAACAUUACUAGCAACAACAAUAACUGAAGCAGCAGCAUCUCCACUUGUUGUCAAUUCUGCCAGCGUCGACGUCGCUGCUGACGCAACAGACUCAAAUUCGUGUGUGAACAGCGAGCAGCGGGCAGUGACGCCGUCAGAGGCAGCAGCUGAUAAAAAUGAACAAGUUUCACCAGGCGGAACGCGUCGUACUCGAAGAACACCGCGUCCCACAGAUACGCCCACACUCAGUGGCACGCCCACUCCAACCACCGAUGAACGUGUUCAGGUGGAAAAUGCAGAAGCCGAGGCAUCGGAGCUGCAAGUGGAGGUGAACCGUCAACAGGAGGAGCAAACGCUGGAUGAGAUUAUAGCACCCGUUGGUCUGGAGGUGAAGAAGGAGCCGGAGAAAUCGUCACGAAUGACUACUUCAUCCCCCGAGGAAAUCACACAACCUGCUCCCAAACGUGGAAGGGGGCGAGCCAAGAAAAUAAGGCCGGAUGCCGAGGUAGACUCCAGUGAUGUUCUGCCCCUGGUGGAGGAUUCGGUGGUCGAGAAAAAGCCGGGACGUAAAAGGAAGCUGCCCGAUGAGCAGUUGGAUCAUCAGCAAUUAGGAGAUUUUGUUGUGGUGAAAACCGAGAAUGAAGAAUUGGGAGAAGCUCCCUUGGGCGAUGGCAAGAGGAUGCGUCGCAGUGUCCGGUUAGGCAAUCGCUUACCCGUCGAUGGAAGCACCUGGGAGGAGGUUAAGGCAGAGCCACUUACACACCAGUCGUCUGGAGGGCUCUCGAUGAUGGAAGUUACUCCUGUACCCUUGCCACCAGCCAUCCUGGAUGAAAAGACUCCACCAAAAAAGCGAGGUCGCAAAGCAAAGAUUCAGCCUGGUUUCAAAUUAGAAACGGGACCCUCAACCUCGCAUCCCUUAACCAAUGGUAAUAAGAAAUCCAUUCCCACUGGAGGAUCCGAAAUGCAACUGCCCAAGCGUUCGAAAAGGAGAAUUAAACCCACGACAAAGAUAUUGGAAAACGAUGAGCUGCGUUGUGAGUUCGAAACGAAGCACAUUGAGAGGAUGACCCACUGGGAAAGUGCAGCAGCUGCAGCAGCAGCAGCAGGACAAGCAGAUGGGGAAUUCGAGACACCACCAACAGGCGCCGGUGGCUCCAAUUCGUCCACCUCGAGGCAAAAGAGCGACAAGUCCGAUGGCAGCAACUUCGAAGGAAUACCGGGACAUCCAGCUGGCACAAGUGCCAUAAAGAAGCGACUGUUUUCCAAGUCCCAACGUGACAUUGAGAACAGUGGAGCAGCUAUUCUGGCCAAAAGCAAGGUGCGCCCGUGUCCGGAUGUUGAGCAGUUCCUCAACGACAUCAAGGCAUCCCGAAUUAAUGCGAAUCGAUCGCCGGAGGAGAGAAAGUUAAACAAGAAACAGCAACGGAAACUGGCCAAGCAGAAGGAAAAACAUCUGAAGCAUCUUGGUCUGCAGAGGAAUCACAGCGAGGAGGCCUCAGAUAACGAUAGCUCCAAUACCGACAAUGAAUUUGUGCCUACGACAAGAGUGCAAGUAGGGAAACCGAGUGUUACUUUGAGAUUGAGAAACACGGUUACCAAAGAACUGCCUUCAACGUCUGCAGCAGCCCAAAAAUCGUCUCGGAAUCCAAUUGUACAGCCAGCUAAACUUACGAGAAGAGUAGGAGUAAGAGGAUCCGCAGGAGGAACUGUGGCACCCGUAGCAGGUGUGGCCGUUUCCACUCUCGAUGCGGAACAGCUUCACUCGCUCAACAAUUCGAUUCUAGCCGAUGUUACGCCUAUCCGAGACUUGGAUUCUAGGCCCAGCACAUCAAAAAUGGCCAAGUUUAUUUGUCUGUGCCAGAAGAGUUCCCAGUACUAUGCCAGGAAUGCCCCGGAUUCCUCCUACUGCUGUGCCAUCGAUCACAUUGACGAGCAGAAAAUUGGCUGCUGCAACGAGCUCUCUUCAGAGGUUCACAAUCUUCUGAGACCCAGCCAAAGGGUUUGCUAUAUGAUCCUCUGUGACGAGCACAAGAAGCGCUUGCACUCCCACAACUGCUGUGCAGGAUGUGGUAUCUUUUGUACACAGGGCAAAUUCGUGCUGUGCAAACAGCAGCACUUCUUUCAUCCGGACUGUGCCCAGCGUUUCAUCCUGAACACGCCCUACGAGGAGGGACGUAGUGAUCAGAACGAUCAUGGAGCCAAGGUCAGCAGUCCUAUGUUGGUGCUUAAGUGCCCGCACUGCGGAUUGGACACACCAGAGCGCACAUCUACGGUGACUAUGAAGUGCCAGUCACUGCCAGUCUUUCUGCCCACCCAGAAGUACAAAAUAAAACCCGCCAAGUUGACGACAUCCUCGCAUUUAGCCCAAUUUGGAGCCGUUGGGAAAUCCAGUAAUCAAGGAGCCAAAGUUAAAAGCAAGGGUGGAUCUUCUUCCGCCGUCACUUCGGUCGCAGCAUCCUCCACGUUGAAGGCGAAUGGAACGCAAAGGGGGAAGGUGGGAGGCUCCAAAUUGAACUCCGGCCAGGCUCUUAACACGAUCAACUUUGCACAGUUGAUACCCGACUCCGUGAUGAAUGUAGUGCUGCGUGGACAUGUUGUUUCAGCCAGUGGACGCGUGACCACAGAGUUUACCUCGCGGGAUAUGUUUUAUGCGGUGCAAAACGAUGACCUAGAGCGUGUGGCGGAGAUUCUGGCUGCCGACUUUAAUGUGCUUACCCCAAUUCGUGAGUACUUGAAUGGCACCUGUCUACAUUUGGUGGCCCACUCGGGUACUCUCCAGAUGGCCUACCUGCUGCUUUGCAAGGGAGCCAGUUCACAGGAUUUCGUGAACAUUGUAGACAGCGAACUGCGGACGGCAUUGAUGUGUGCGGUAAUGAACGAGAAGUGCGACAUGCUCAAUCUCUUUCUACAAUGUGGAGCCGAUGUUGCCAUCAAGGGUCCCGAUGGCAAGACGUGUCUGCAUAUCGCUGCCAAGUCGGGUAACGUGGAGGCCACUCAGUUGAUUGUGGAAAGCUAUCGGGCUUCGCGAAAUAUCACCAGCUUCCUGAGUUUUAUUGAUGCCCAGGAUGAAGGCGGUUGGACGGCCAUGGUCUGGGCAGCAGAGCUCGGGCAUACGGACAUCGUUAGCUUUCUGCUAAACCAAGAGGCCGAUCCGAACAUCUGUGACAAUGACAACAAUACAGUGCUUCAUUGGUCGACACUGCACAACGAUGGUCUGGACACGAUUACUGUGCUGCUCCAGGCAGGGGCAGACUGCAAUGUGCAGAAUGUGGAAGGCGACACUCCUCUUCACAUUGCUUGCCGACACUCUGUCACCCGUAUGUGCAUUGCGUUGAUAGCAAAUGGAGCUGAUCUAAUGAUCAAGAACAAAGCGGAGCAGCUGCCCUUUGAUUGCAUCCCAAACGAGGAGUCCGAAUGCGGUCGCACCGUUGGGUUUAACAUGCAGAUGCGUUGUUUUCGGCCACUGGGCCUUAGAACCUUUGUGGUUUGUGCAGAUGCCUCAAAUGGCCGAGAAGCACGACCCAUCCAGGCAGUGCGUAACGAACUGGCAAUGUCCGAGAACGAGGAUGAGGCCGAUUCCCUCAUGUGGCCCGACUUUCGCUACGUAACGCAAUGCAUUAUUCAGCAAAAUUCAGUGCAGAUCGACCGGCGAGUCUCUCAGAUGCGCAUCUGUUCAUGUCCAGAUAGCUGCAGUAGCGAUCGGUGUCAAUGCAAUGGAGCCUCUUCGCAGAACUGGUACACCGCCGAAAGCCGCCUAACCGCCGACUUUAACUACGAGGAUCCGGCGGUUAUCUUCGAAUGCAAUGAUGUUUGCGGCUGCAAUCAGCUCUCUUGCAAGAACCGCGUAGUACAAAAUGGCACAAGGACACCUCUGCAAAUUAUCGAGUGCGAGGAGCAGGCGAAGGGCUGGGGAGUUCGGGCCUUGGCCAACGUGCCGAAAGGUACGUUUGUGGCCAGCUACACUGGUGAGAUUCUGACCGCUAUGGAGGCUGAUCGUCGCACUGAUGACAGCUAUUACUACGACCUGGACAACGGGCACUGCAUAGAUGCCAAUUAUUAUGGCAAUGUGACCCGGUUCUUUAACCACUCGUGUGAGCCAAAUGUUUUGCCCGUUCGCGUCUUCUACGAGCACCAGGACUACAGAUUCCCCAAGAUAGCAUUCUUCGCCUGCCGCGAUAUCGAUGCCGGCGAGGAGAUAUGUUACGACUACGGGGAGAAGUUUUGGCGCGUAGAACACCGGUCCAGUGUGGGCUGUCGCUGUCUGACGGCCUCCUGCAAGUACGCCUCCCAAUCCUCAAGCACAAAUGCCUCGCCUACGGAUACAGCGGAACCGGAAACGGAAACGCAGCCAUCCACAAUUGCCUCCGAGGAGAUGGAGCAGGCGUAGGCCUCCAAGACCUCAACUCGAAAUGAUUCCAGACUAUUCAGUCUCAGACGACAAAACAGAAUCCCCCACCAAGCCACCACUAACCAGAUACAUCAGACAUCUGACAUCACAUCACCAGCAGGAACGAUCGCCAUAUAUUUAGUAUAUAUACGAUUAUAUCGUAUGCAUGAUAAAUCGAAAUUGACGCCCAACGAGGGGUUUCCUUUUCGACUGCCAAAUGUUUCAUGGUUUACAAAUUUUUGUCUAAUUUUAAUGUUUGAUUAAUAUUAAUUUUGUUUGAUUUUUUAUUCAUUUGUUUACCCUAUUAUUAAUAUUUUUAUUACCGCUACCUGUAAUCAGCUAAUAUUUUUUUUUGUUUUUUUAUGAGAAACUAAAUGCCAUGUGCAAAUCCCAAUCCCCUCCCGGAGUUUUGGGCGUGUGUGUGCGUGCGAAAUGUAAAUGUUUAACACUUAAAAUUAGAUUAAGGGAAACUGGGAAAAUGGACAAAUAUAAUCGCGGAAAAGUGCAUCUAGUCAUAAGAAUGAGGGAGACAGAGGUUUAAAUGAAAGAGAGAGAACAGUCUCUAGAAUCAGAAUCAGCGCGUUUAUAGUUUUUUGUUUUGGCAUGUUUAGAAAAUCAAUGAAAAGGCUUUUAAUGUUUGCUUUUAAGUACUUUUAACACAAGAACAUCUUUAUUUCGAACACAAAAUAUAAUUAUUAUUAAAAUGCACUGUUCCGAGCAAGUGAAUGUAACAAUAAACCAAAAGUAAACGAGGAAUUUGUAAGCGAACGAAUGUUUUUGAUAUCAAGCAUUGAUUUAGAUUAGUAUAUAUGUAUCUGAUAAGCUAAAGAAACAGUGUCUAUACAACCAUUUAAUAUAUAUUAAACAUGCAUAUAAGUAUGUAUGUGUUUGUGCAGGGUAAAGUACUGAUAGUAGUUAACAGAAAAUAAGUUGAAGUUGUUUUGUAUUUAGUCACACCCCCGCGCACACACCCCAACUGGAUAUCACCUCCUCUUUCCAAUCCAUUAUCGGAAGCAUUAUAAUGCACAAUUCGUAUUAGAGUUUUUCAGUUUGCCAAGCAACGUUAGCCAAGCCACAAGUGCCUCGAAGAGAAUAACACCCUAGACCUCACUCCUUACUCCUCGCUCCCUAUAGAAAACCACCCGAUAUGGCUUCAGACCAAAAAGGUUACAUACAGGAAUUAUCUAUCCAGCUAUCACUCGACCAAGAUCACAAACUGCUAUGCAUUUUGAGACAUGAACCCUCGAUAGUCGACAGAGAAUUGAAACGACGGACUGCGGUUUACUUAAUGAGGGAGUUAUCCGAUUCCAGCCGAUCAUUAGAUGUAUGUAUUAGAGAUCCAACCCUGAUAUCAUAUCCCCGCGUCCAACGAUCCCCCGAGUGCUAUAUGAACUUGGAUAUCGGGCUAUAAAACUUUGAAGUGUGUUUUACGUCUAUAGGUGUAAGCUGUAAAUGUUUGUAACGACAAUAUAGGAGCAUGUAGCUUAAGAUGUAGGUUAUCCCCCAUCCUUCUCACCCAUUCCCCUUUCCCCACUCCCUUUCGCCACAAGGUAUCAGGGGUCAAAGGACAUAAGACGUCCCCCUGAGACUUAUCAACUGGCAUUUCUAUAAAUACGUAUUUGUGUACCUACGAUAAGCAACAAGAUUUUUAUUGAAUAUGUACGGUUUCGAUGUCCCCGGAGCUAUAACAUCCGGAUCACACUUAGAAAUUAUAGCAUAACUCACAAAACACGUAUGUUUUUAAUUAUCUUAAUUGUUAUUGCGGACAGCAAAAGAAUUGUCAUUUAAUUUGUUUUGUUUGCUUUUUGUAUUUUUUAUUUGCAAAGAUAUUCUUUGAGUUAUUUAGCACAAAAUUGCUUAUUAGUUGGAAUAUCGAAAGUAUACCUCCAUGGGAGAGGCACAUUUCAUUUCGUUUAGUAUUAAGAUAAUAAUUAAAUCAAAUAAACAAUAAAUACAAACAGCA